UCUUUAUCAAUUGUUGCUUGCUAGAACACAUAGUUGUGGAACUGAAUUAUAAAAACUUCCUUUCGGGAAACGGCCAGCUUCAGUUCUCGUUCGGCUACGGUCCGGUCAAGUCAGCAGUGGUUCGGUAUCAUACGGAAGAAUCGGAAGCACUAUCAGUGGAUUUAGAGAAGAAAAAGUGGAUAACAUUACUGUUACCCUUUGGGACACUGUUAUCAAAGUGUGAUUAUCAUAGUUCAAAAUGGGUAAAGGUCAUCGGUUGGCCUUUAUAUUAGUGUGUCUGGUGGGAUGCUGCUAUGCAGACGAUGCAACGUCGGACAGCAACAAGCCAACGGGUACGCAAACGUGGAUUGAUAAGCUGAAGAAGGAUUUACUGGUCAACUAUGAUCGCAAUGCGCGACCCACUCAGCACUACAAUGUCACUAAUCUGGAUUUGAAGAUAACUAUCCGGCAUGUGGACAUCGAUGAAGAAAAUUCCAUCUUUUCCAUGUAUGGAUGGGUGAAAAUGACCUGGAGCGACAACAAACUCAAAUGGAAUCCGGCAGACUAUGGCGGUGUGGACCUGUUCCGGUGUAAUCCGGAUGCCGUGUGGAAACCGGAUGUGGUUCUCUACAACAACGCCAGGGGUUCGGAUAAUCUGCACUACGGCCAAACCAAUGUGAUUGUGUACCACAGUGGUGAAGUUCUUUGGGUACCUCCAACCGAUUAUCACAGCUUUUGCGAACUGAACUUGCGCUUCUGGCCGUUCGACUAUCAAACAUGUAUUCUGAAGAUAGGGUCUUGGACAUACGAUGGGUAUAAGCUGAACCUGACAACCAGCGAGGAAGAACCCGAGAUCGACAUAGGCGUCCCGAACAAUGAAUGGAGCAUUCGGAAGGUCACUACCGAUCGGAACACUGUAUUCUACAAAUGCUGUAAGGAGCCGUACAUCGACCUUCAGUACAACGUCACCCUCCAACGACAUUCGUCAACUCACAAGGCUAUAGUUGUUAGUCCGGCUUUCGUGAUAAUGCUACUAGCAUUGUCAGUAUUCUGGCUUCCACCUCAAUGUGGCGAAAAGAUUGUGUUGAACGGAAUCACCGUGCUGGUUGUGACCGUAUUUCUCAUCUACUUCGCUCAGCAACUGCCGGCUAUGUCGGGAAAUACGCCUCUGAUCGUAACCUUCUACAGUAUGACAUUCUACCUGGUUGCCAUCAGUACAAUCUUGUCGGUGAUUGCAUUGCGUAUAACUCGUAGCAAGCACUGCCAUCCAGUGCCAGGUGUUCUGAAGAGUCAGCUGGACGGAUGUCUUGGCUCCACACUCCGCGUAGGAAGUGCCGGUCAAUUGGAGGAGGAUAAAGAAGCUGCGGGCGGUGAGACGCCCGUGAGUACCAAACAGCAUGACUGGUGUCGUUUGGCAGUGUUACUGGACAGACUGGCGUUCGUAGUUUACUUGGUGAUCUUUGCCUUUUCGGUCAUUUACUUCAGCCUAUAGUUUGGGGUUGGAUGUGUGUUCAAAUUGUCAGGUAUUUUUAAUGGAAUAAGAGUUCUUACAAAAGCA
Molecule: messenger RNA, 1537 nt
Organism: Aedes albopictus (Asian tiger mosquito)
Lineage: Eukaryota; Metazoa; Arthropoda; Insecta; Diptera; Culicidae
Product: acetylcholine receptor subunit alpha-like 1
Exons: 6
Coding region: 239-1471 (410 amino acids)
Biological process (GO): signal transduction; chemical synaptic transmission; regulation of membrane potential
Cellular component (GO): neuron projection; postsynaptic membrane; synapse
Molecular function (GO): transmembrane signaling receptor activity; acetylcholine-gated monoatomic cation-selective channel activity
Source: RefSeq, a predicted model, not a curated record